Molecule: messenger RNA, 3971 nt
Organism: Vollenhovia emeryi
Lineage: Eukaryota; Metazoa; Arthropoda; Insecta; Hymenoptera; Formicidae
Product: skin secretory protein xP2-like
Exons: 2
Coding region: 1791-2966 (391 amino acids)
Source: RefSeq, a predicted model, not a curated record
UCUGUUGGUAUCAUGAAGAAUCUUAGUUGUUUAAUCUGCUCUAAUUUUAACCGACGUAAUGUCCGAGCACAUUCACUUUUUUCUUCUGCAGUAAUUAGUCUCGCUUACUUCUUUUCAUUUUUUUUUUCGCUAUAUAACUAUCGCUACAGAUACCCAUCUAUCUUGGAAUGUCAAAUUAAGAAUAAAAAUUUCGAACACAACUGCGUUUUAAAUAAAUAUACUUCGAGUCUUUGAUCGGAUAAAAUAACUCUCUAAUGUGAUUAAUUCGCCACACUUUUUUCCUUUCACGUUUUCUUCUUCACAAAAUAAUUAUUAUAUAUUUUAGCUAAGUUUAUUAAUUUUUGUCUUUUCCACUUUUUCGCAGAAUAUUUUAAAUCACAUUAUGUCAUCUUUGUUCAAGUCCCUCAUUUAAUUUUCCUUUUUCUUUGUCAUUAUCUUUAAUUAGUGAUGUAUAUCUGUUAUCUGUAAUCUUUUUAGUAUAUUUUCUAAUUGCAAUGGAGUAAUUACAUUCGCUAUACACACGCGGACGCGAUAACUAGCAAAGUACGAAACGUUCGAUAUCAUUUCGCGUCAGAGACUUACUCGAAUCCAAUCUCAAUUACGUUCAUUAUCGCCGUACGCUUUCAAACGUUAUCUCGCUUGUAUUAAUGUCAAGUAUACUCUAGAAGUGGAAUCUCCAAAUUGGAGCAAGCCGCGAGACGAUUCGCCGUGCGGCGUUCCUAGGAAGCAGCGUAUUAAACGCGGUCAAUCUCACAUCGGCGCGCAAACGUUCUAGGAUCUGUAUCUUCUCCUUGCCCCCCGUCCCUCCGUCCUCUCACCGGACACUUUUCACUUUUUCUCUCCUCCUACCGUUCCCGAUUCUUCCUCUCGCGCUCUCCCUCGGACCGCAGGGGAGACCGUUAAGCCUCUGUCGUCAUGUUUCUCGUCUCGGCCGAGAGAACUCGUACAUGCAGCCUACCGCGUCCUUCCGUGGGGACCGGAUGCGGAGGGGGUCACUACGGAGUCCUGCCGGACGGUACGCACGAGCGAGAGACCUCCGCGAGAUGGAAAACAGCGGAGAGAGAUUGGCCGGUUCGAAGGAGGCGGGCAAUGAUGGUAAAAGAGGAAUGGGAACCUAUCUACGGGUCCAGUGGCGUAGAUGGAUAGGAUCGAAAGGACAGGAGAUCCUUCAGCUCGGGGUAGGAAAAUUGCCUACCUGGAGAGAUCGUGCGUCGUUAUUUCGAGAAGAGUGUUGCGUUACGCUAUUCCGCGUAACGCCGCAUUCUUCGGAGAGUCUAAAGACAAUGUCCUCCUCUUUGUAGAUAUAUUAAUUUUUUUUUGCGGCAAAACGUUCCCUCACUUAUAUACCAGCGUAGCAUUUCUGGAAUAUUACGUGACGGUUGUAGAAUUUUCCAUCUAUUUUUAAACGCCUUUUCCUACGCGUUUAUUUAUUUCGAUUCGAGAAGUAGUUGUAAAACAUUCCCGACGAACGUAUACUUUCUAGUUUUGAUUCUUUUUAACCUGGGAGGAACUUCCGGUGUUCCGUAAUUUUCCGCAGCGGCUACGCCGUUGGUCGCGAUUAUGGAAGCACCGUGGCUUGUGUCUAGGAUUUAUGAAAAAAAAAAAAAUGCCAUAAUGCGCCGUGUACGCCGGGCGAACGCCAGACGCGUGUGUUUCACUUUUCCGCGAGAGUGCAGAGGGGCUCGCUCGAUACGCGCCGGGGGAAAGCGGGCUAUAAAGACUGUGGCAUCUUGGGGGGAAGCAUUCAGUAAAGUCUGGACAUUGACCAGAUAGUGAGAGACUUGGUAGACAUGAGAAUUUUGUUUCUCACGGUAUUAGCGGGGCUGCUGGCCUUGGCCGUGUGCGAGAAGAAGAAGGAGAUUACGCAGGAGAGCAAGCAGAUCGAAAAUGCCAAAGGCGCGAAAAAGCAGGAUAAGCGCGGACUGAGUCACAUCGAGGCGGACUAUGGAGGACACGACGACGGCGGUUAUGGGGACGGUGGUGGCUUUGAAGUUGGUCACGAUAUUGGCGGCGGAGAUAUUGGCGGUCAUGACAUUGGCGGCGGUUACGAUGGUGGUUACGGUGGUGGUGGCGGUGGCGGUGGCGGUGGUUACGGUGGCGAUGACGGUGGCAAAAUCAAGCAGAUCACGAUUGUGAAGACCGAGAAGGUGCCUUAUCCGGUCGAGAAGAAGAUUCACUACCCGGUGGAGAAAGAAGUACCGUAUCCGGUCAAAGUGCCGGUACCGCAGCCCUACCCGGUCGAGAAAAAGAUCCCAGUGCCGGUCAAGGUUUUGGUAAAGGUGCCGGUUCACAUACCGCAGCCGUAUCCGGUGGAGAAGAAGGUGCCCUAUCCGGUUCACGUGCCGGUAGAGAGGCCGAUACCGUACAAAGUAUAUAUCCCCCAGCCGUACCCAGUCGAGAAGAAGAUACCGUAUCCAGUCAAGGUACCGGUGCCGCAGCCGUUCCCAGUGGAGAAGCCCGUGCCGUACACCGUAAAGGUGCCGGUGCACGUAGCGCAACCCUUCCCCGUGGAGAAGCCGGUACCGUACCCAGUGACAGUGCCCGUCGAGCGACCGUACCCUGUACACGUGGCUAAACCGUACCCGGUCCCCGUUGAGAAGCCAGUACCCUAUCCGGUCGAGAAGAAGGUACCCUACCCAGUUAAGGUUCACGUGGAGCGACCGAUAGCAGUGCCUGUGGUGAAGCCAGUGCCCUACCACGUUAAAGUACCGGUACCGGCCCCGUAUCCGGUGGAGAAGCCGGUGCCCGUGCCAGUCGAAAAGCCGGUGCCCUACGCUGUAAAAGUGCCUGUCGAACGACCCGUGCCGGUCCACGUGACGAAGCCGGUGGCUGUGCAUGUACCCAAGCCCGUACCGUACCCCGUAAAAGUGCCGGUGGCGGUACCAGUGCACGAGCACGACUCCGGGAGCUUCGGGGGUGAUUACGAAUCUAGCUUCGGGGGACACUUAGAACACUCGGGAUAUUAAUAUCAAAAAGCGUGGCAGUGGAGGAUCUUCUGCUUCGGUUAGCGACAAAAUUAACAAGAGGGCAAGGAAAACGCCUCGAGAUGAAAUAAAUAAUAAUCAAAAGGAAAUUUGUCAAUUCGACUCAACGCGACUACGAUCACAAUGUUGUAUAUAAAAAAAAAUCGUUAAAAUGUACAUACACUCGUGGGAAAAACGACGAGAAGAAAUUUGCUAAUUCGACUCAACGCGGCUUCGAUCACAAUGUUGUAUAUAAGAAAAAGAAAAAUGGUAAAAAUGUACAUAUUCUCGUGGGGGAAACCUAGAAUUAGACCGACCGUGUUAAUUUGUACAAAUGCAAUUCGGGAUGUGGGCAGAUGAGGAGCCGAGCGAGGGGGACCCGGGACUUUUGCAGAUUCUCCAUUGCAUCGUACGAGCGGACGCAUCGGCGUGCAUCACGGAAUAUCGCGAUAACACUUCUUCUACAUUUUUCAAAUGCAUUGCGUCGAGGAGGGAAACCAUAGAGCAACGUGACUCGUAACGCGGCCAACGGCUGAUCUUUCGCACGGGGAGUGUUAACGAAGCGUUUCCUCGGCACUCGCGACCGAGCCUCGAAUUUGUCGCUCGAGGCGCGAGCCCGCGAGGAAAACGCGGACGUAUUUAUUUUCCUAGCUUAACGUCGUUCUCGCUGCGGGAUUCGACGUGGAAGAUGAGUUUGCAGAACAGCCGUUUUGCGCCGCGAAGGAUGAUUGCGGGUCUCCGAGUUUGCUUAGACAGCGCUAACGAUUUCUUAGAUAUAUAGUAUCGACACUUAAGUACCUAUGAGGACGCGUGUACUGUGUUUCUUACGACGUUCGGAACAUGUAACGGACGUCGCUCUGUACGAUGUCUUUCGCUUCUUUUUAAUAAAAACCAAAGAGCAAGCCGACAGUCUUGGAAUUCAUCCUAGCCCCAUCGCCAUUCUCUAAGAAGAGACAUCUGAAAACCUGUCUAUUUUUGCACGCGUGUCCUUUAAUAAAUCAUGCAUAC